This is a messenger RNA of Trichobilharzia regenti, 696 nucleotides long. The record is from the annotation of a GenBank genome assembly. NCBI's taxonomy places the organism in Eukaryota, Metazoa, Platyhelminthes, Trematoda, Strigeidida, Schistosomatidae.
AUGGAAAUUUGUUGCUUGCCUGCCGGAGUCAGUGAUUUUCCACUUGAGGAUCGGUGUCAUCUAUUUUUCAGAAUCAUGAAGCUGUUCAUGUAUUUCACCGGUCAGUUUCCAGAUUUAUCGCUUCUGAUCCCACAAAAUGGACCGAAAACAGAACUGCAUGUGAAUAACUUGCACCCAAAGCAGCAAAAAGUUUUACAAUCAUUGCUUGAAAUUGAAUCUCAUCUAUUUGCGUCUAAAUCAGAGUCCAUUCUGUAUUUCCUCAUCAUGAUGGGUGGUCUACCAAAUAAUCCAAAACAUGCAUUUCUUGUUGAUCUUAGUCACUUUUACCCUCUCGCUACAAAUGUUAAGAAAACAGAAACUGUUAUAUUCAGAGAAUUAUUUGAAUCCCUUAUGAAAAUUCCAUUUUUUGAUAAUCUUUUUGAGUGUUUUGAACCAACACGCACCUACUUAUAUAUUUGUGCAUCAAAAGAUUUCUCUUCAACAUGGUUUCUACCUCGAUUGCAAUUUCGCCUACCUCGAAUAUGUCCUGUUUAUGUAGUGAAAGUUGUUCCUGAUGUUUCACAAUCGUUUGCAGAGAGUGAAGUGACUGAAAGUUCACUUACACAUCAAGAAUUACAUAGAGUCUUGUAUGAAUUACCUUCUGAAUUGCGAUGGUAUGCUUCUCCGCUUGUUCUUAAUGGUGUUAAGCCAUGUUGA